Molecule: messenger RNA, 1177 nt
Organism: Eurytemora carolleeae
Lineage: Eukaryota; Metazoa; Arthropoda; Copepoda; Calanoida; Temoridae
Product: tetratricopeptide repeat protein 25
Exons: 16
Coding region: 327-1082 (251 amino acids)
Molecular function (GO): protein binding
Source: RefSeq, a predicted model, not a curated record
UGAAAUGGUUUCAUGUUACUUGAUAUAUGCAAUCAAAUGCAUUUUUUAUGUAUUAUGCAAUUCUGAUUAAUUUUUUAGUUUGGGGGAUUUCCGAAUUUGAAUAGUUGCAUUAAGCACUUUAUUUAUAUUUUUACAUUCCAAAAAGCGAAAAAGCGAAAAAGAAAAAAGAAAAAAAGAAGAAGAAACUCUCAAGAAAACAUUGUAAUGUUAAUGUUACAUUGAGGAAAGUGAGCAGUCUCAAGUUUAAAGGAGGUUCUGAAGUUCAGUAUGUUGAUAAACAACGUGGUAUAUCUGUAGUCCUAGAUGGAUCUGAUCUUAAAAAAGAGAUGAAGGCCUCAGGUCUCAAGGUUGUUGAGGACAGAUUACCAGGGGCCUCUGAUGAGAACGUUUUACUCAGGCAGGCCAAACAUUUUCUUAAGAUUGGGAGAAACGAGGCUGCUCUGAUCCAUCUUAACAGUGCUGUGUGUAUGGAUCCUGGGAAUCUUGAGGUUCUUGCUACCCGGAGUAAAUGCAACUUGAAGCUUGGAAGAUGGGAGGAGGCUUUGCUUGACGCGGAGGAAGUUCUUCUUCAAAACCCACAGUACGUGAAAGCUAUGUACGGAAAAGGCGAAUCUCUGUUCAACAUGUGUCAUUUUGAACAUGCUUUGCUUUGCUUUCACAAAGGACAGGCUCUGGCUCCGGAUAAUGAAGAGUUCCAACUGGGAGUUAUAAAAGCCAGGAAAACUAUCUCUAAUAGUCUCCCAGCAAAUAUCUUCAAGUUUGAUGGAUUGCAGGGGUUUUUAACAAAAAAUAAACUUAGGUCUGUGAAUAAUCCCGAAGGUUGUUUACUCCCAUCCCAGCAACAAAAAUCAAGGCUGAAGUCAAAAACUACCAAAAACCCACUGAAGGAAGAUAAGAGAUUGCAGGAAGAUUACGAGUUUUUAGAGUGUCUGCAUAUCACCAUGAUGGAUGGAGAACAUACCUCUAGUCCUUUAACAUUUACUGAAAAUAAUAAAACCGCAAAGUUUGGGGUUUGUCAGGUUGCUGAGGAUGGAAUGAUGUUUCUCAGCUCAAGACAACAGUUUUGGGGGAGCAUCAAAUAAACUGUUCUACUAUCUGCAUCUCACUUUUUGUUUUGUUUAGUUUGUAUACAGGGUGUCCCAAAAAAAAUGACAGUUGGUGAAUACUUUAGAAUUUC